UGGUAAGGGAAAAGGAAGUUUGAGUUGUCUUGUUUCUAAGCAACGAGUGUAAACACAACUCUUCACCACUACUGGAAACAUAUAUUAAAGAGUUCACCUGAGGCGACUCAUCGGUUUGCAUUCACAGAAAGCAAAAGUAGGUCCACAGGUUGACAACGUUGUUAUUAUACGAUCCGCUCCUGCUGAAGCUGUAUAUGUGACUGUUACUCAGAUUUACUCGCUGCGUAAACAUGCAAACGGUGCCACACCAUCGAUUCACGCAGCAUUUCUGGGAAAAAGAGACCGUAUCAACAAAACUUCCAUACUUGCACAGAGAGGGCAUGAACAGACAGCGCAGUCCCUCAGGACCUCAUCACAGCUCCAGACCGCAAGCUCUAGAAAACCAAGAGGGAAGGAUGAGCUCCACGAGAGACAGACAACAACCCUGCCAACAUCCAGACAACAUCCAUACGAAGAGACACGUACAUCUGGAGGAGCAGACUGAAUACGUUCCUUCACGGAGAGAAUCGGACAAAUUAUUCCCUCUCAAACCAGUCCUUCACAAGAGAGCCUACAGCCUGAGCAACGUCACGAAACCAGAGCAGCAAGAGAGACUUUACUCCUGUUUAACUAAUAGACACCAGCAGAAGGUUGUAAGGAAACUAGACGCUCUUAAUUCAGACUAUCUAGGAAGAAACAAUCAGACAAAGAGCGACUUGGACCGUGAACAGAAGCUUGAGAAACAAAAAUGGCUGUCAAAGGAAAUCCACUCUGAGGAGACGAUGCUCCAGGAGAAGAUUUUCAAAGCAGAGGAGACUCUGAGAAGAGUCCAAAAAGAGAAGAUGAGAGAUGAGAGAAAUAAAAGAUAUUUGCGAAAGCUAAAGGAGGACAACAGGUUCUAUAGUAAUGGAUGCGGAGACUGGGAUGAGGAAAGAGACAGAUAUCACAGGGAAUUCAGAGAUGAUAUGGAAAGAUGGGAGGAAUGGGAGCGAGGGAUAAACGGUGGCCGGGUGGAGAGGAGCAAAGAAAGUGCAAAAUGGAGACGACCUUUGACCUUAGAGAUGACAAAGGGUCACAAGCUGGAGGAAAUGAGAGAGUGGGAUGAGUACGAACAGACAGCAAGAAGCAGGAACAGGGAAAUGAGUAAGGGGCGAAGAGAGGAGAAUGGGUGGGACAAUGUCAGAAGAGGAACUGAAACACACAACCUCUAUUUGCACAAUGAAGAUGAAGUUCACCACGACGUGAGAAAACCAAAUUCGUCUGACUCUGUGAGAAGGGACAGAUCUCACCUCAAGCAUGAGAGGAGAGAAAAUAAAGACGGUUUAUAUCAACUCACAUCGAAGGAGUCCGUCCCGGAGAGAAACCCCAGCCAGAGAGGAAAGCACCUGCAGCAGGUGGAGCUCAGUCUGGAGGAGAAUCGGGUCGCUCCGCACCUGCUGAUCCCGUGUAACGUGUGCCAUCGAUGCUUCGCACGAGACCGGCUGGAGACGCACAUGAGGGUGUGUGAGAGAAAGCGGCCCCAGCGCAAGAUAUUCGACAUGUCUCAGUACAGAGCCAAAGGAACAGACCUCGAGGACUUCAUGAAAACCAACGGCAGGAGCAAAACGCCACCUAAGAAGAAUAAUUGGCGGCAGAAACACGAGGCCUUCGUUCAAACCAUGCGUCAGGGUCAAGCUCACACUCCGGGAAGUGUGCCGCCACAGUCUGCCUCAAAUCUAAACUCAGAAUAUGUUAGCUGCCCUCACUGUGGCCGCAAAUUUGCCCCAGGGCCAUCAGAGAGACACAUCCCAAAGUGCCAGAACAUCAGGAGCAGACCACCGCCUCCCAAACAACCGCACAGCAGCAGCAGCAGCAGGAGGAGGAUCACACACUGACUUGUGCUUCAGCAAGACAUCUGCCGUUGAUGCUGCUCCGCUGAACUUUAGAGUAACAUUUAUAGUGUAAAAUAUCUUGCUGUUUGCUUAUUCAAAACAACGUUGUCUAGAACAUCUUAAAAAAUUACAUACAAAUGUUUUUUAAUAUAAAAAUAAUAUGUGAACACGGCAUUGCAACCAUUUAAGUUGUAUAUAUGAAUAUAGCCUUAGUGAUUUUAUUAAUUUUGGAAAAAUUCAAACACAAAGCUACAAACAAACUCAGUCAGAAGUAUUUAAAAACAAUGUAGGUAUAAAUUAUGUGGGUAUAAUGUGUCCAUUUUCAGUAAUUCUCCUGAAACUAAAUGUUAUUGACAGCAAACUGAUGUCUCACAUUAAAACAUCCAUUGGUAACGUUUUCAUAUCGUUUCUAUGUUUUACAAUUACAAAUUACAAUCUGUCAUUAGAGCUUUUACGGUAUAGUGCCACUUCACUAACCUACAGUUUAUGGGGUCAUAUAAUAGGUUAUUAUUUCAUUAAUUUCCCCAGCAGAAAGAAACACUGUAGGGCCUUUAGCCCUAUUAACUAAUUAUACUUUUGCGGCUCAUGAAAUGCAUUUAUGUCUCCUGUAGAGAUCACUUGUUUUCAGUGAAUCUCACAUCCCACUAUUUUAUUCCUACUGUGUCUUUAAAAGUAUAGGUAACACUUUAAGGUUCAAUUUUUGAGAUGUUAAUGUAAUGUUAAUUUAUGAAUAUGCCAUUUUUUAAAAUACAUGUGUGUUCAUAAUACAUUGUUGUGAUGUUAAUUACUAUGUAUGUUCAUUUAGAUAUCAUCCAUGGUUGUAUAACUCACUGGUCGCCAUCUACUGGUGUAAUGAUGUAACAGAAAGAGGAAGACAUCAGUAAAGAAAUGUUUUUGAG
Molecule: messenger RNA, 2749 nt
Organism: Onychostoma macrolepis
Lineage: Eukaryota; Metazoa; Chordata; Actinopteri; Cypriniformes; Cyprinidae
Gene: zc2hc1c
Product: zinc finger, C2HC-type containing 1C
Source: RefSeq, a predicted model, not a curated record